Molecule: messenger RNA, 1455 nt
Organism: Annulohypoxylon maeteangense
Lineage: Eukaryota; Fungi; Ascomycota; Sordariomycetes; Xylariales; Hypoxylaceae
Product: putative MFS transporter
Exons: 8
Coding region: 1-1455 (484 amino acids)
Biological process (GO): transmembrane transport
Cellular component (GO): membrane
Molecular function (GO): transmembrane transporter activity
Source: RefSeq, a predicted model, not a curated record
AUGGAUAUUAUCAAAGGGGACGACCUGAAGCCCACACAAGACAGACACGAGGAUGCAGCCGCCAGCAUCGACGAAAAGGCCGAAAAUAAUGUCCACCAUAUCGAUCCGGCCAUCGAGAAGAGAGUUAUUAGGAAAAUAGAUCGAGCCGUGAUUCCCCUGGUCAUGGGACUUUAUCUAGUCGCAUUCCUAGACCGUUCGAACAUUGGAAAUGCCGAGACUGCCGGAAUGAGCAAGGACCUUAAAUUUGAUGAUGCUCACUAUCAGUGGUUAUUGACGAUAUUCUAUAUACCAUAUAUUGUAUUUGAAUGGGCUGCAUUGAUGUGGAAAGUUGUACCUCCGGGUCUAGCCUCGACUCUUCAGGCCGCGGCCUUCAACUGGCAAGGUCUGAUGGUCUGCCGAUUCUUCCUUGCCAUGGCCGAAGCCGGUUACGGACCCGGUGUUCCGUACCUACUCUCUUUCUUCUACAAGCGACAUGAACUAGGUUUCAGAUGCGGUAUCUUCCUCUCUGCCGCCCCUCUCGCGACAACAUUCGCCGGGGCAUUGGCAUACGGGAUCACAUCAGGUCACCCAAGCAUACCCAAUUGGAGAGUACUAUUUCUCGUGGAAGGGCUCCCUUCGAUUGUAUUGGCGGCUCUCGCCUAUUUCCGCUUACCCGAUUCUGCGGACACGGCGAGGUUCUUGGACGAAGAUGAGAAACGAGUUGCUAAGCUACGUGCUAUCCAACAGACCGGGAGUGAGGGGACAGAGCGCAUAGGUCAUAUCAAUUUCAAGGAUGUUUUCAUGUCGCUUCUGGAUGUGAAGACUUGGAUUCCGCCUCUGAUGUAUUUCAGUUGCAAUGUUUCCUUCAGUAGUCUCCCCGUCUUCCUCCCCACCAUCCUACAAAACAUGGGUUUCACCGCCAUCAACGCCCAAGGUCUCAGCGCACCCCCCUACUUCCUCUCCUUCCUAGUCUGUAUCGCAUCGACCUGGGUCGCCGACAAGACCCGCCAGCGAGGCUACAUGAUCAUCGCCCUGUCCCUCAUGGCCGGCGUCGGCUAUAUCCUGCUCCUAACCUGCAAGAGCGUCGCCGUCCGCUACUUCGGCGUAUUCCUCGCUGCCGCCGGCGUCUUCCCCGCUAUCUCCAACAUCCUGCCCUGGACGAUAAACAACCAGGGCAGCGACUCGAAGCGCGGCGCUGGCAUCGCGCUCCUGAAUAUCGUCGGUCAGUGCGGGCCGUUGCUGGGUACGCGUGUGUUCCCGUCGAAAGAUGCGCCGUAUUUCCAUAUGGGCAUGGGGCUGUGCGCCGGCUUCAUGUUCUUUAAUGCGUUGUUGGCUUUGACGCUGCGCACGUAUCUGGCCUGGGAAAACAAGAGGUUCGAGAAGGCCGAUGAGGCGGCUAGACAGGCGGGUAUUGAUCCCGAGUCCAGUGCUACUGGGGUGGAGAAUUCCGGGUAUGGGUUUAGGAACUUUUUGUAG